Molecule: messenger RNA, 2019 nt
Organism: Vicia villosa (hairy vetch)
Lineage: Eukaryota; Viridiplantae; Streptophyta; Magnoliopsida; Fabales; Fabaceae
Exons: 4
Coding region: 1-2019 (672 amino acids)
Molecular function (GO): protein binding
Source: RefSeq, a predicted model, not a curated record
AUGGCGCAGACAGGCAUUGGCGGUGGUUUCUUCCCUAAAGGGUCUGGUAAUAGGCGUAUACUGGAUGAUCUCAUGAGGGUGGCAGAGGGGGCAUUCUUGUAUCAUAGACAUCGUGGCAGGACAGGUGGGGUAGUUGACAGUAGAGGCAGAGUAGUCGACAGACGAGGUGGUGGACGUAGAGGAGGCGCUAGAGGCAGAGCAACAAUGAAAAGUGUUAAAAAACGCAAGACUGAUCAGUUAACUGAGUUACCUGAUUCUGUUAUAUCACAUAUCUUUUCCAUGUUAACUUUGAAGACUUUGUUGAAAACUAGUGCAUUAUCCAAACAAUGGUAUCCCGAAUGGGGAUUUAGGAAGGAUCUCAAUUUCGAUAUGCAUAACAUGUUCGACUAUAAAACAAUUCCAAAGUUACCAAAAACCCUUCCACUCUUGCGAAAGGUUCAAUCUCAAUUCGCCACAAAGUUGGAUGCUUUCAUGCUGAAAUAUCACGGUGACAAGAUCAGUUCGAUCCGAGUAAAUUUUCCGUUAUGUCAUGAUCAAACCGAUGUCAUUGAGAGAUUGAUUCACAAAGGAGUUCAUAAGGGUGUCAAUCGUAUUGAACUGCUCUUCCCAUGUAAAUUUGUUGAUUUUGAUGAUAGUGAUACUGAAAGUGAAAGUGAUAGUGAUAGUAGUGAUGAUGAAGAUACAAUGAAGCCAUACAAAUUUUUGUUUCCUUUCUUAUCUGACAAUGAUUCUCUGACAUAUCUACACCUACAGAACUGCCUCAUAGCAGCACCUAUGGAAUAUUUUGGAAUGAAGAAUUUGAGAACUCUUGUGCUGCAUCAAGUUCCUUUGAAGCAGAAUAUGCUUCAGGAUCUGUUUCUAAAUUGCAUUCAUCUUGAAAACUUCACUCUUAAUGAAUGUACCUUGAGAUCUGACCAAAAAAUAAUCAGUUCAACAUUGCUUCAUUUGAAGAUUAAGUGCGGGAAUAUUUGGAACCGGCGGAAUAUAGAUAUCAUUGCAUCAAAUCUCUCAUCCAUGGAAUAUUCUUCUAAUUUUCGGCCUUCUAAUUAUGGGUAUUCUGACCGUUUACACAUAGUGAACAUUAAGUCUCACAUGUUAUCCAAGUUUAGCUGCAGCAGUAGUAAAAUUUCUAAAUUUGUUGAUUUAUAUGAACUAAAAAAUGUGACUACAAUGGUGUUGGAAGGCCUCAACGAGUGUCUUCAAACUGAAGUCAUACCUCAUUUGUUUUCUAAAGAUCUCCGACUUGAAGAUGUCACCUUUAAGAACUGCUUGUUCAAUCGUGACUUGAAAAUUGUCAGUCCAAAGUUGCGUCAUUUGGGCAUAAUUAAUUGUUGCGAUAAGAGUCGCUAUUCUUAUAAGAUAUUGAUAAAUAUUGAUGCUUUGAAUCUCUCAUCCUUUGAAUAUAGAGGUUCCAAGGGCACAAUCUUUGUUAAUGCACCAAAGUUAUUGAAGGUUUUUUGGGAUGGAGGUGUGAGAAAGUACUAUAGUGUAUAUAACUUUGUUAGGAUUGCAAGAUUACAUCAUGUUGAGAAUUUGGCUAUGACAAGUCACCAUUCACAGAUACCCAAGUUAAUGAAGCAUCUGGUUCAAUUUCAAAAUCUUAGACAAUUGGAAUUAUUUAUUUCCGGAAAGGAUGAUCCUAAUAAAGACUACUUUUGGAUUUUGGAUAUUAUAAUGGCUUCUAAGUAUCUCCAAAAACUCUCUCUAACGGUUAAAAAAUCACACAUGGUUGGAUCUAAUAGGCGAAGAAGAGAAAAUGCAGGGGUUUUCCAUAAUGAUUUAAAAUAUGUGAAGUUAAAUGGCUGUGUUUGCUCUAGGAAUAUAUUGGAGUUAGCUAGUCACCUAUUGAGAAGUGCGAAAUCGCUUAAGCAAAUUACUUUUAGUUCUCGUGACGAUUUCUAUAUAGGUGCUGGAAGAUGGACUGAGGGCUUCAACCGUUGUUGUUGGUAUGAUCGGAAUCUUAUACAUGAGAUGCUUAAAGAUGAAGUAAAUGAAGAAUGUGAACUCAUAAUUUUGUAG